Messenger RNA from Xylaria bambusicola, 3146 nucleotides. Its product is annotated as tudor domain-containing protein. Lineage: Eukaryota; Fungi; Ascomycota; Sordariomycetes; Xylariales; Xylariaceae. The record is from RefSeq and is a predicted model, not a curated record. Gene Ontology annotation, molecular function: RNA binding; nuclease activity. Gene Ontology annotation, cellular component: nucleus; cytosol; RISC complex. The transcript has a single exon. Gene Ontology annotation, biological process: mRNA catabolic process; regulatory ncRNA-mediated gene silencing. Bases 145 to 2793 code for a protein of 882 amino acids.
CUACUUUUCCUUCAUCCGUUCAUCCAAGCAUAUCUCACAACUUCUUGACAUAGCAUUCAACUAAUCAAUUGUGUAGGGAUUUGAGGAAGUCUUUGUUUCUGUGGUUCUCUCGUCUUUAAUCACAAAUCUAGUCUUUCAACAGCCAUGGCGAAAAGCUUUUUUGCUAAUGUCAAGUCGGUUUUGAGUGGCGAUACUCUGGUGCUGGCCAGUCAAAACAACCCGAAUGCUGAGCGCACCUUUUCUUUGGCAUUCGUCGAUGCUCCUCGCCUGAGGAGAGAGGGUGACGAGCCUUUCGCUUUCCAAUCACGAGACUAUCUUCGGAGUUUGACAGUUGGCAAACCCAUUCAAUGCACCAUUCUCUACACGGUCCCUUCUUCCGGACGUGAAUAUGGCUAUGCUCAACUUAAAGAUGGCACUCAGCUUCCCGACGAGCUUGUAAAAUCCGGCUGGCUCAAGGUUCGAGAGGAUGCCGGACGCAAGGAAGAGUCUGAAGAUACUUUGGAGCGCCUUGACUCCCUCAGAAGCCUCGAGUCGCAGGCCAAGGGCGAGGGUAAGGGGCUUUGGGCGGCUACUGGUGGUGUCAUUGAGAUACAGAACGAUAUCGGAUCCGUGGACUUCAACCAAUGGAAGGGGAAAACUGUCGAUGGUCUCGUCGAACGUGUACUCAGUGGUGAUCGUUGCCUUGUCCGGCUCAAGUUAUCUGACAAGUCUCAUCUCCAAGCGAUGACCUUGAUUGCCGGUAUCCGCACCCCGACUACUGAACGCGUGAACCAGUCGACCGGUCAGACUCAAGCUGCCGAGGAAUUCGGCAACGAAGCACGUCAAUUUGUUGAGCAGCGACUCUUGCAGCGAGACAUCAAGGUCGAAUUAGUUGGCAUCAGCCCACAAGGACAACUCAUAGCUUCCCUUGUACACCCCCGUGGCAGCAUUGCUGAGUUCUUGCUUGCUGAUGGCCUAGCGAGGUGUAACGAUUUUCACUCAACUCUACUCGGUUCAAAGAUGGCUGCACUACGCGCAGCAGAAAAGAAGGCUCAGGCUGGAAAACUCCGUUUACAUAAAGAUCAUGUAGCUAAAGCGACCGGCGGUGGAACCUCUGACAUGAUUGUUUCUAAAGUUAUGAGUGCCGAUACAAUCUUCGUUCGUACAAAGACAGGAGAUGAUGAGAAACGCAUCAGCCUCAGCAGUGUCCGCGGGCCCCGAGCGGGCGAGCCAUCUGAGGCUCCGUUCCGAGACGAAGCUAAGGAGUACUUGCGGAAGAAACUCAUUGGAAAACAUGUCAAGAUCUCGGUAGAUGGAUCGAAGCCUGCGACAGAUGAUUUUGAGGCUCGUGAUGUUGCUACCGUAACUGAGAAGGGCAAGAACAUCAACCUUGCGCUCGUACAAGAUGGUUGGUGCUCAGUAAUUCGGCACAGGAAGGACGACACGGACAGGGCUCCCAAUUACGAUGAACUUCUCGCUGCUCAAGAAGAAGCCAAAGAGCAAAAGAAGGGUAUUUGGUCGGGUAAAGCAUCCAAGGCAAGGACAUACGCAGAUGCUUCCGAAUCCGUGCAAAAGGCGAAGCUUCAAAUAUCCACCUUGUCACGUCAAAAGAAGGUUCCAGGUAUUGUCGAUUUCUGCAAGGCUGGUUCACGAUUUACUAUCCUGAUCCCUCGCGAAAGCGUCAAGAUUACAAUGGUACUUGCCGGUGUUCGUGCCCCGAGAGCACCCCGGUCAGCUGGUGAAAAGGGCGAGCCAUUCGGACAAGAAGCCCUAGACCUAGCUAACCGCCGAUGCAACCAACGUGACUGCGAGAUUGAUGUUUAUGACAUCGACAAAGUGGGUGGAUUCAUAGGUGAUUUGUAUAUCAACCGUGAGAGCUUCGCCAAGGUUCUGGUCGAGGAAGGUCUUGCUCAAGUUCACCAAUACUCAGCGGAAAAGGCUGGUAAUGCCACCGAGCUGUUCGCCGCCGAGCAAAAGGCAAAGGAGGGCCGUAAAGGGCUAUGGCAUGAUUGGGACCCGUCUCAGGAUGAGAACGGCGACGAAGACGCUGCACCUACUGAAACACCGGCGCAGACCGAGGCGACUGAUAAGAGAGCAUCUGAUUAUCGCGAGGUCGUUGUCACUAACAUCGAUUCUAACGGCAAGUUCAAGAUACAAGAAAUCGGCAAAGGAACCUCUGCUCUUGAGAUCAUGAUGAAUGAAUUUAAGAAAUUCCACCUGGAUUCCAAGAACAACAAGGCACUUGCCAACCCCCCCAAAGCGGGCGAGUACGUUGCUGCCAAAUUCUCAGCCGAUGGCCAGUGGUACCGAGGCCGUAUCCGAUCGAAUGACCGAAAUGCCAAAGUUGCAGAGGUUAUCUACAUUGACUACGGUAACAGCGAGCAGAUCCCAUGGUCUGCUCUCCGCCCUCUAGACCAGCCUCAAUUCACAGUACAGAAGCUUAAGGGGCAGGCGAUUGAUGCCGUGCUGUCAUUUAUCCAGCUUCCCACUUCAGCGGACUAUUUCCAGGAUGCUAUUGACUUCCUCGCUGAGGCCACGGAUGGUCGCACGCUAGUUGCCAGCUUUGACUUCGUAGACCCGAAGGAAGGCCUGAGCUACAUCACUCUAUUCGAUGAGAAAGCCAGCGGCUCUUUUGUUGACUCAAUCAACAAAGAUGUCGUGGCCAGUGGCUAUGCUAUGGUGCCUAAGAAGCUGAAGGCCUGGGAGAGAGGACGCGCUUCCGAGGAGGUACUCAAGAAGCUACGUGAGGUUGAAGCUGAGGCCAAGCAGAACCGAAGUGGGAUGUGGCAGUACGGUGACAUCACGGAGGAUUAAAUCAUGACUCGAUGUUUCGCGCCCAUGACAGUUGGCUACAGUGGAAUCCAUGAGAUGAGAUUUCGUUCUGUACGAAAGUUGGUUGGGAUCGAGAAAAAGAUAUUUCGGGGGUAUCAAUUGAUAUGUACACCUUUCAUUUCAAUGGAUGGGCAUUAUCAAGGACGGCAAAAGCAUUAGGCAUUUGUUCUGGGAUAAAAGUAACUUGUUUUCUCAUGACAAGCAUAUUAGCGAAUUCGCAAGACCUAUCUCGGCUGUAGAUAGCUGUAUCCCUAGAGUAUGAAGAGUACAACCCAUGCACAUGAAGGUAUAUAUAUAUAUACUAUAAGCUAGACUUGCGAUAUGAAUGUCCAGCC